AUGGCUUUGAUCGGAGAGGCUCUUAUCUCUGCUUCCGUCCAGGUGUUGUGCGACAGAAUUACUUCACCCGAGUUCGUUGACUUAUUUCGGCACAAGAAACUCGAUGAGCCACUCCUCAUGAAGCUGAAGACGACACUAUUGACCUUAUACGCAGUUCUCGAUGACGCAGAGGAGAAGCAAAUUCAGAAACCUGCUGUGAGGGAUUGGCUCGACGAGCUCAAACAUGCUGUCUUUGAUGCAGAAGACUUACUGGAUGAGAUCGACACGGAAGCUUUACGAUGCAAGUUCGAAGGUGAAGAUCAAACUGGGAAAUUUACCAACAAGGUGCGGAACUUGCUCUUUUCUUCUCGUAAUCAUUUUUAUCAGAGCAUGAAUGAUAAGAUACAAGAGUUACUAGCAAGGUUAGAAAACUUUGUACAACUGAAAAGUGCUCUUGGUCUGGGAGAAGUUGUUGGGAGGAAGGUUUCUCAAAGAACUCAAACAACCUCCUUGGUUCUUGAACCUUAUGUAUAUGGUAGAGAUGAAGUCAAAGAAAAGUUAUCGAAAGUGUUGCUAUCUGAUGAUGCAGGAAAGGAUGCUGUGUCUUUCCUCACCAUUGUUGGAAUGGGUGGGGUUGGCAAGACAACCCUUGCUCGAAUGCUUUACAAUGACGAUAAGGUGAAAGGGAAUUUUACACUUAAAGCUUGGGCUUGUGUUCCAUACUGCGAUGAUUAUAUUAAAAUUACUAAAACUCUCCUUGAGGCAGUCACUUCAAAGCCUUGUAACACGGCAAAUCUGAAUUUGCUUCAAGAAGAUCUAAGAGAGCAACUGAGGGGAAGGAAAUUUUUAUUUGUGUUGGAUGACCUAUGGAAUGAGAAUAAUGAGGAUUUGAACUACCUUAGAGCCCUUUUUAUUACUUUAGGAACAAGGGGAAGUAAAGUCAUUAUAACAACACGGAACAAAAAUGUAGCAUAUGUCAUGCAAAAUGUUCAUAUUCAAUACUUAGAACCAUUGUCGCAAGAGGACUGCUGGUUAUUACUUGCAAAACAUGCAUUUGGAAAUGAAAAGUGUAGUGCACAUUCAAACUUGGAAGACAUUGGAAAGCAAAUUGCACUCAAGUGCAAAGGGUUGCCUUUAGCUGCACAAACACUUGGGGGUUUGUUACAUUGCAAUAUAGAUUUCGAGUACUGGAAUAGAAUACUAAAUGACGGUUUUUGGGACCAACCAUAUGAUACAACUAACAUUCUUCCGGCUCUAGGGUUGAGUUACCAUUAUCUUCCUACUCAGUUGAAACGAUGCUUUACUUAUUGUUCAAUUUUUCCAAAGGAUUAUGAGAUUGAAAAGGAAGAUAUAGUUCAAUUCUGGAUUGCAGAAGGUAUAAUUCCAAAAGCUGAGAAUGGAAAAAGGAUGGAAGCAUUGGCUAGAAGAUACUUUGAUGAGCUGUUAUCACGAUCGUUGUUUCAAAAGUCAAGGAAAUUCAGCUUCAUUAUGCAUGAUCUCAUUAAUGACUUGGCUAUGUUCAUGUCUCAGGGGUUUUGCCUUAGGCUCGAAGUUGGGGCAUCUUGUGAAGUUAAAAGAGCUCGUCAUUUGUCAUAUGCUAGGGGAAGAUUUGACGCUGCUCCAAGAUUUGAACCAUUAUAUGAGGCUAAAUGUUUGCGGACCUUCCUACCUACCUCUUUAAAUCCAUACAUAUAUUGGAGAAAACAAUUUGUAAGUAAAAAAGUUUUGCAAGAUUUGUUGCCAUCAUUAAGAUGUUUACGGGUGUUAUCAUUGUCACAUUAUCAAAAUGUCACUGAGUUACCUGAUUCUAUUGCAAACCUUAUUCACUUGCGCUACUUGGAUAUUUCCCAUACCGCAAUUGAAAGGUUACCUGGGGCACUUUGCAAUCUCUACAACUUGCAGACAUUACUAUUGUCAAAUUGUUCCUCACUCCUUGAAUUUCCUGCAGACAUUAGAAAAUUGAUUAAUUUACAGAAAUUGGCGUUGGGAGGUUGUAGUUCUCUAAAUAAAUUGCCUGCAGGCAUGCAGGAGUUGGCUAAUUUGCAUCAUCUUGAUGUCAGUGGAACUAAAAUUGAAGAGAUGCCGGUGCAAAUGG
Prunus avium (sweet cherry) is the source of this 2074-nucleotide messenger RNA. The record is from RefSeq and is a predicted model, not a curated record. NCBI's taxonomy places the organism in Eukaryota, Viridiplantae, Streptophyta, Magnoliopsida, Rosales, Rosaceae.